Messenger RNA from Prorocentrum cordatum, 357 nucleotides. NCBI's taxonomy places the organism in Eukaryota, Dinophyceae, Prorocentrales, Prorocentraceae. The record is from the annotation of a GenBank genome assembly.
AUGGUGCGCUUCACCGGCCCAGGCGGCGAGGGCGACGCGGGCGGCCGCGAGCCGAUGCUGCCCAGCACGCCCCAGAGCGGCGACCUGGAGCGGGGGAUACCUCGCUUGCAGCGCAUGUCCUUGCUGCUAAUGGGGCGCAAGGCCGAGGCUAAGUGUUGUGCGCGCUACCCGUCCUGGAUGUUGAUCGACAGCGAGGAGUCGCGCCGCCUUCAUCUGUGGGAGAUGUACAUCGUCAGCCUGUUGGUCAUCGUCACGGUGACGGCGCCGUUCGAGACGGCCUUCAUUGAACGCGACCCAGUUGUGGACGCUUGGUUUUUGUUUAAUUUCUUUAUGCAGAGAUGCUUCGUUCUUUGUUGA